GAUACACAUUCAGAGAGAGUGAGAGAGAGAGAGAGAGAGGGAGAGAGAACUCUCUGCUUCUUCCUCAUCUUGUGCACAUGAAUACCAGUGAAUUAGGGCCUGUUUGGAAGAGAAAAACAGGAGGGAUGACCAAUACUACAACUCUCUUGAUCCCCUCAGAAACUGCAGUGAAGGACAAGAACAAGAACAAGAACAAGAGCAAGAAGAAGAGAGAGAAAGCAGAAAGAUCAUAUGGGCUUGUGUCAUUUCAGGAAUUGCCAGAAUACAUGAAGGACAAUGAGUUUAUAUUGAAUUACUAUAGAGCUGAAUGGCCUCUCAAAGAAACUCUCUUCAGUAUUUUUCGUUGGCAUAAUGAGACCCUUAAUGUCUGGACGCACUUAAUUGGGUUUAUUCUGUUCUUGGGAUUGACGUUUGCUAAUUUGAUGCAUGUGCCCCAACUGGCAGAUUUCAUUACAAUAUUCACAAGGCAUUUUCCCACAAGUACAGAGGCAAAUUUCUCUCACAAUUCCAAGGAAUUUUUGCUGAGACCAACAAAACUCAUUGACCUGAAGCAAGAACUGCCAUUUCCUAUGGACAUUACACCACCAGAGGUGGCUGCAACACAGUGGCCAUUCUUCAUCUUCUUAGGAGGCUCAAUGUUCUGCCUCCUCUCAAGCAGCAUUUGCCACCUCUUCUCCUGCCACUCCCACCACCUAAAUCUUUUACUCCUCCAAAUGGACUAUGUUGGCAUAGCAGUCAUGAUAAUCACCUCUUUCUUCCCCCCAAUUUUCUACAUAUUCCAAUGUGACCCCCACUGGCAAUUCAUCUACCUUGGUGGAAUCACAGUCAUGGGCAUUUGCACCAUCAUCACACUCCUAUCCCCCGGGCUCUCGACCGGGAAAUUCCGGUCCUUUCGGGCCUUGCUGUUCGUGUCAAUGGGACUGUUUGGGCUCGUUCCUGCAAUUCAUGCUCUCGUGGUUAAUUGGGGUGAGCCUCAGCGCAAUGUCACGCUUGCUUAUGAAUCGGCCAUGGCAGUGUCGUACUUGGUCGGGGCGAUGUUUUAUGUUGGCCGGAUUCCGGAGAGGUGGAAGCCUGGUUGGUUUGAUCUUGCAGGGCACAGUCAUCAAAUAUUUCAUGUUUUUGUGAUCAUGGGUGCAUUGGCACACUAUGGUGCUGCACUUGUGUUUCUGGAGUACCGUGGCAGAAUUGGAUGUGACAGAAAUAUUUGAGGAUGUUACUUAAAUGCUUAUUAAGCAUACGAGACAACGAGUUUAAACAGGAUCCAUAGUAUAAAUGCGUCUCAUGAUGAGUGAUUUAUUGAAUCGAAUUAAGAAAAAGUGUACCGGGAGAGAUGGGAUUUGGGUGUAUAAUUACCCAUACAGAUGGGUUAUUCAUUAUUUAUUUAUUGUAUAAGACUAGAAUACUUUGAAAUGUAGCUAUUUGUGAUGAGAUGAUUAUUAGUGGAUUAAAUAUAUAAGUAAUUCAGAAAAUGUAUUCA
Ilex paraguariensis (yerba mate) is the source of this 1477-nucleotide messenger RNA. The record is from the annotation of a GenBank genome assembly. NCBI's taxonomy places the organism in Eukaryota, Viridiplantae, Streptophyta, Magnoliopsida, Aquifoliales, Aquifoliaceae.